This is a messenger RNA of Suillus discolor, 807 nucleotides long. RefSeq lists its product as uncharacterized. Lineage: Eukaryota; Fungi; Basidiomycota; Agaricomycetes; Boletales; Suillaceae. The record is from RefSeq and is a predicted model, not a curated record. The transcript has a single exon. Bases 1 to 807 code for a protein of 268 amino acids.
AUGCCUCCUCGGAAGCCUCGGGUUGCCUCACACAGUGCGCUGGACCAGGAAACGAGCCCAGAAGAGAGUCAAGGGGCUGGGGACAAGGCUGCACACAAGAGGAAGCUGGAUGAUGGAGCUGGGGAUGUGUCAACAGCCUCCAAACGUGGUAGGAAGCAGCCACAGACCACAGGUGGGUUCAAAAACCCGUUUGCAGCACUAGAAUCCGUGUCAACACCUCCAAUUGGUCAUAAGACGGCGCCAGUAGCUCACCUAGUUCCUCCGGAAUCCAUCCCGCCCCAUCCGCCGCAGUCAUUCGACGCUAUGUUGCCACAGGACCAGCGUUAUGAUGCAUAUAUGCGUCCUGAUGCGAUGGAGGCAAAGCUGUCAGAAGUAAACAAUCGUUCAUCUGGACCUGCAGACGUACCCAUCGAUCCUGCACUUCAGGCACCACACGAGCUAGACACGCCGUCACUGAUACAAGGCUACAACCCAGACACCGAGAGAAUGCCGCCUCCCGCUAUGAAUCAAUCAAUCCCAUUCACGUUAGCGAGUGCUGCAAUCAUCAAGAGUCCGUUUGAUACCUUGUCUACACGUCCGACUGGCACCAAUCCCUUCAACAUGUUGUUGAGCACCCGAGAGCGAUCUGCUACGCCACAAAACACCAAUUCAAUUUCACCGACACUAACGAGUUCAUCACUCACAUUGUCUACAGCUUUCACGACUCCAGAUGGCUCGCAUUCAUCAUCUGUAGCUUCGCGUGUAUCAGCAACCAAUAGAGAGGGUGCAGGAACUGCGAGUCUCACCAAACCGACCAUUGGCACAUGA